Umbelopsis ramanniana AG is the source of this 852-nucleotide messenger RNA. RefSeq lists its product as uncharacterized. Gene Ontology annotation, cellular component: nucleus. The record is from RefSeq and is a predicted model, not a curated record. Gene Ontology annotation, biological process: response to oxidative stress. Lineage: Eukaryota; Fungi; Mucoromycota; Umbelopsidomycetes; Umbelopsidales; Umbelopsidaceae. The transcript is spliced from 5 exons. The coding region runs from base 167 to 721 and encodes 184 amino acids.
AACCUGGAAACUUGGGCCGUCAGCACCGAACUUUCACCCGCUACCCUUCACUUUUGAUUGUCGCAUUCACUACAAGCAGACGAAUAGCAACAAGUCACUCAGUAGUCAACUAGAAAAACACUAGCAGUUGCUCGACUAUCAUCAUCUACAUUCUUACAAACACAUCAUGCCUGUACUGAAAUUACUCGAUCGACGGCAUGACACAGAUCCCGUCCUUACGGAGUCGUUGGCGGACGCGUUGCGGCCGCACUUACCAGUCCGACUCAGACUUACUUCCAGCUGGACGCUAUUGUACAGCUUAGACCAGCAUGGUAUUAGUCUGUCUACAUUGUAUCAAAAAGUGAAAGGGAAAGGCCCCUGUAUAUUAGCAAUCAAGGAUGACAAUGAUCAGAUAUUUGGAGGAUACCUGAACGAGCCUUUAAAGCCUUCUUCCGCAUACUAUGGUACUGGUGAAUGCUUUUUAUGGCGAGCGACGGAUAUCUCCAAAAAAGAUGGUGCCUCAGUUAGAGUGUAUCCUUGGACGGGAAAGAAUGAUUACAUGGUUUUGAGCGAAACGGACUUCGUAGCAAUCGGUGGAGGAGAUGGCAAAUUCGGACUAUGGCUGCACUCGGACUUGGAACGAGGGCAUACAGAGGAGUGUCCAACCUUUGACAACGAACCAUUAACCAGUUCUCGCAAAUUUGAUUGUGUCGAGCUCGAAAUAUGGGGAUUCAAGCCUUGACAUGCUCAUCUCCUUUACCCAGAUCAAUGGUUUGUUGCGUGUCAAUACGCAUUUUACUUUUUUGAUGAUACCUUCUACAAAUAUAAAAUGAAACAAAGAAUGUUUGCUUGGCUCUAAAUGUGCUUUUUGUA